Eruca vesicaria subsp. sativa (arugula) is the source of this 2377-nucleotide messenger RNA. The record is from the annotation of a GenBank genome assembly. NCBI's taxonomy places the organism in Eukaryota, Viridiplantae, Streptophyta, Magnoliopsida, Brassicales, Brassicaceae.
UCGACCCACCCAGGGUUUUGUGUUUGGGAAGAAAAUCAAUAUCUGCGAAGCUUUGCAGAAAAUUAUGAUUAUGGAGGAUAGGCUUCCUUUCCAAUUUUUGAAUCUUGGGAGGGUUUCCGGCAAUGUUCGGUGACGAAUGAAGAUGCUGCGGAACUUUGCGAUGCAUCUGCUGCUAUUUCUCCUUAUUCAUUCUCUCGCCUCCUUUCCCUUAUGCUUAGCUAGGCUGUUUCCUACUAUUACCCGAUCCAAAUCUCAUCAAGUGCGUUUUUUUCAUCCUCAUCUUUAUCCAUCUCUUGCUCCAGCACCUUCACCAGCUUUGGCCCCCAACCCAAGCAUCAUUCCCACACCAACACACAAAGAUCAUCUCCACCAUCGUCUCUGGCAUUUAACACGCAAUGUGACUGCAGCUUCACCUUCCUCACACGACUGUCAACAGGCAUGCGUGGAGCCUCUUACUUCAUCUCCCUUUGGUUCACCUUGUGGUUGUGUCUUCCCCAUGAAAGUUCAGCUUCUGCUUAGUGUCGCGCCUUUUUCUAUUUUCCCUGUGAUCCGCGAGUUAGAAAUUGAGGUUGCUGCUGGAACAUACUUGGAACAAAGCCAAGUCAAAAUAAUGGGUGCCAGUGCAGACAGUGAAAAUCAAGGGAAAACAGUGGUGGAUAUUAACCUUGUUCCACUUGGGGAAAAAUUCGACAAUACUACGGCGAUACUUAUUUACCAAAGGUUCCGGCACAAGAAAGUGCCUCUAAAUGAGUCUGUUUUUGGUGAUUAUGAGGUUACACACAUAAGUUAUCCAGGAAUUCCUUCUUCUUCACCAUAUGGAGACAAUGUGGACGGUGCUCCAACUGCAAGUACUCGAGGGCUUCCAGUCACUGCAGCCUUUGCCAACAAAAGACAGGGAAUAGAUUUUAGAACGAUUGCAAUCAUUGUCCUCUCAGGUUUCGUGCUCGCGCUGGUUUUAUCUGGUGCUAUAUUUAUAGUCAUGCAAUGGAACAAAGUUGGGAUGUCAUCUACUGCUGUUGGCCCUGCAUUUGCUUCAUCGAUGAAGAAAAAACCUGGUGCUGGAUCUAUGUUUCCCAGUAGCCCCAGAAGCCCGGGAUCAGAUUCUUUGAUGUCUUCCAUGGCGACAUGUGCUUUGUCCGUUAAGACCUUUACACUUUCCGAGCUCGAGAAGUCAACUGAUAAAUUCAGUGCCAUGAGGGUUUUGGGCGAGGGAGGAUUUGGUCGUGUAUAUCAGGGCAGCAUGGAAGAUGGAACCGAGAUUGCAGUUAAAUUGCUAACUAGGGACAAUCAGAAUCGAGACCGUGAGUUUAUUGCAGAAGUCGAGAUGCUAAGCCGUUUGCACCACCGUAAUCUUGUAAAACUGAUUGGAAUAUGCAUUGAAGGCCGUACACGUUGCUUGAUUUACGAGCUCGUCCACAAUGGGAGUGUCGAGUCCCACUUGCACGAAGGAACGCUUGGCUGGGAUGCGCGGUUGAAGAUUGCACUUGGAGCAGCGAGAGGACUGGCUUAUCUCCAUGAAGAUUCAAAUCCCCGAGUAAUCCACAGGGAUUUCAAGGCCAGCAAUGUUCUCUUAGAAGAUGACUUUACCCCGAAGGUGUCAGACUUUGGACUGGCCAGAGAAGCUACCGAAAAAAGCCAACAUAUUUCUACUCGAGUCAUGGGGACCUUUGGGUACGUGGCCCCUGAGUAUGCAAUGACGGGACAUCUCCUUGUGAAAAGCGAUGUCUAUAGUUACGGUGUGGUUCUACUCGAGCUUCUCACCGGUAGAAGACCGGUAGACAUGUCUCAACCUUCGGGUGAAGAAAACCUUGUGACGUGGGCGAGACCUUUACUAGCCACCAGAGAGGGGCUGGAGAAACUGGUUGACCCCACAUUGGCUGGAACCUACGACUUUGAUGACAUGGCGAGAGUGGCUGCGAUUGCGUCCAUGUGCGUCCACCAAGAGGUCUCGCACAGACCGUUCAUGGGUGAAGUGGUGCAGGCACUUAAACUUAUAUACAACGAUGCAGAUGAGACAUGUGGUGGAGACUACUGCAGCCAGAAGGAGUCAUCAGUGCCGGACUCUGCAGACUGCAAAGGCGAUCUGGCUCCCUCAGAAAGUAGCUGGUGGAAUUUGACUCCUCGGUUAAGGUAUGGUCAAGCGUCCACGUUCAUAACCAUGGAUUAUAGCUCAGGGCCGCUUGAGGAGAUGGAAAACCGGCCUCACUCUGGCUCUAGCAUUCCUAGAGAAGGAGGCCUGUUUCUACCAAACAGGUCGGGUCCGUUACUGCCAGUUAGAAGUAGAAGAAGCUUAUUCAGAAUGGGAAGAAGCAUGAGCGAGCACGGUGGACCAUCAUCAUCUAGACAUCUCUGGCCCGGGAACGGCGACUGGUUCUGA